Molecule: messenger RNA, 2514 nt
Organism: Amaranthus tricolor (Joseph's coat)
Lineage: Eukaryota; Viridiplantae; Streptophyta; Magnoliopsida; Caryophyllales; Amaranthaceae
Product: chitin elicitor receptor kinase 1-like
Exons: 11
Coding region: 409-2151 (580 amino acids)
Biological process (GO): protein phosphorylation; innate immune response
Molecular function (GO): ATP binding; transmembrane receptor protein kinase activity
Source: RefSeq, a predicted model, not a curated record
UCCACUGUGAAACAAUGGAAUGCAUACCUUGCUAUUAAGAAGUAAUUAAUAACACCAUAACUGCAUAACUAAUAAAGUCAUCAUGAAAGCAAGCUGCAUAUUAGUAGUUGUAAGUUGUCUAUUAUGAUCUUGAAUGUCAACUGAAAGUCUAGCUGCUUUAAUACGUCGGUUCACAGAUCAUACAUAUUAACCUUCAAAGUUAGUACUUUUAUUUUUAAAGACCACGUCCAUUAGUCAAAUUAAUGGUGGCGACCAUUAUUUUUCUACGCGCUUAAGUCUUAACCCAAUUUCCCUUAUUCAAUUACGUCUCCUUCCUUCUCUCUUUUGUACAACAUACUCUCAUAAAUCACUCAAUUUUUGUUGUUAAUUGAUCUUGUUUUCGAUACAAUUUAGGGUUUCCUAAUCUUGAUGUUGUCAAUUCAAAGAAAAUUAUUUCCUUUCUGGGUUAUUCUUCUUUUAUGGAGUUCUUCAUCUUUGAUCAUGGUAGAAUCAAAAUGCAAAAAAGGGUGUCCUUUAGCUUUAGCUUCUUACUAUGUAUGGAAAAAUACAACCCUUACAUUCAUAGCCCAAGUUAUGAACACUACUGAAGAUGCUAUACUCAGUUAUAACCCAGUUAUUCCUGAUAAAGAUAGAAUUCAAUCUUUUACAAGGAUUAAUGUUCCUUUUACUUGUGAUUGUCUCAAUGAUGGGCAAUUUUUGGGUCAUUUUUUUCACUAUCAGAUGAUAAAGGGUGAUACUUAUGGAAAAGUUGCUGGGACUUAUUAUUCUAAUCUUACUACUGUAAAUUGGAUUGCAAAAUUUAAUAAUUUUCCCAUUGAUAAUGUGCCUGAGAAUACCAUUAUUAAUGUGCCUGUUAAUUGCUCUUGUGGGGAUAGUGAGAUUGAUAAGAAAUAUGGGUUGUUCUUGACUUACCCACUUUUGCCUGGAGAUAACUUGAAAUCAGUUGCUCAGGAAACAAAUGCUACAACUAAUUUGCUGCAGAGGUAUAACCCGAAUGUGAAUUGGAAUUCUGGAACUGGGAUUGUGUUCAUCCCUGCAAAAGACAAAGAUGGACAAUAUCCUCCUAUCUCCUCCAGAAGAAAGAAAAUGAAGAAAGCUUUACUUUUUGGCAAGGCUGGAGGACAACAGUCUGGUAAGAUUCAUGGAAGUUCCCGCAAAUUGGGAGAUUCUUUAAAUGCUGGAAACAUCGGUGUGACUGUUAACAAAUCAGUCGAGUUCUCCUUUGAAGAGCUUGCUCUAGCAACAGAUAACUUUAGCAUGGCCAACAAGAUUGGUUCGGGAGGUUUUGGAGAUGUGUACUAUGCAGAGCUGAGAGGAGAGAAAGCAGCCGUGAAGAAGAUGGACAUGCAGGCAACCAAAGAAUUUCUUGCUGAGAUAAACGUUUUGACUCGUGUUCAUCACUUGAACCUGGUUCGCUUGAUUGGAUAUUGUGUUGAGGAGUGUCUUUUCCUAGUGUAUGAAUACAUAGAGAACGGCAAUUUAAGCCAGCAUUUGCGUGGAUCUGGAAGAGACCCACUACCCUGGUCCACUCGAGUGCAAAUUGCCCUUGAUUCAGCAAGGGGUCUUGAAUAUAUACACGAGCAUACAGUGCCUGUCUAUAUUCACCGUGAUAUUAAAUCGGCCAAUAUAUUAAUAGACAAGAGCUUCCGUGCAAAGGUUGCAGAUUUUGGGUUGACCAAGCUGACUGAAGUUGGAAAUCAUUCUGCGCCAACACGUCUUGUGGGUACAUUCGGAUAUAUGCCUCCAGAGUAUGCUCAAUAUGGCGAGGUCUCACCAAAAGUUGAUGUUUAUGCAUUUGGAGUUGUCCUCUAUGAGCUUAUAUCAGCUAAGGCAGCUGUAGUGAAACAAAAUGUCUCAGGUCCUGACUCAAAGGGCCUUGUCGGCAUGUUUGAAGUUGUUCUCAAUCAAGAUGACCAAAAUGAGGUUCGGAAACUGGUCGAUCCUAGGCUGGGAGAUGACUAUCCUCUUGACUCAGUUUAUAAGCUGGCUCAACUUGCAAAUGCAUGCACUCAAGAGAAUCCACAUCUAAGACCUAGCAUGAGGUCUGUUGUUGUGGCUCUAAUGACUCUGUCGUCCAUGACUGGCGAAUGGGACACAGGUGAAAUCUACGGAAACCAUCAACUAAAAGCCCAACGUCAGCAACUUAUAUAGGUCUUUCUUUUGUUCGAAUGUUUGUCUUGGUCAUUGUUUGUCGUUCCUCUCCUACUGCACAAAGCGAUGCAAGCGUAUAGUCAAAGGCUGAGUAGAAAGACAGGAUGCCGAUUGCUUUUGUAUUUAAAAUUCUGUAUAAACUCUGUAUCUAAUGUAUACAUGUAUUUAACGUGUGUAUGUAAUGUAAUGUCAUAGACUCAUAGUUGCUCUGGCCUAAGAUUAUAGUCUGUUGGUUGCAUUGUGGCUGUCGGAGUUUAUAAACUUCCGUCCGAGUCCAUUCUUUUUAUACUUGUUAGCUGUAUUUACUAGGAGAUAUUAAUAAGAGGGAAAUUUGCUUGUUUUACCGGACAUCGUUUAUCAUCA